AUGGUUGAUGAUACAGACAUUAUCACAGAUGAUCAUGCUUCUGGCGAAGACCAAAUACCUCUGUUGGACAAACAGUACUAUCCAAAGAUCUGUUGUUUGCGAAGUUCUGAUAACGGGCAGCUUUCCCUGCCACAGUAUGAUGAGAAAGAUAUCCUACAUGAAGGAUACCUUAUCGAAGCUCUUCUUGCUACAGCAGUGCAUGAAGGAAACAUGCAGAUGGUCCAAUACAUUGUGCAGAAGACCAACACGGCCAUUACCAACAGACUCAUUAUGAUGGUGAUGCGAUUGUUACCGAAGAAAGAUGAUGUUUGUCAUGAGAAUUCGAUGGAUGCAUUCAUGUAUCUUCUCGCAAGAACGAACGAUCUAGACAGUAUCGACGACGAGGGCCGUAACCUCCUCCAUGUGACGGCUCAAAAUGGUUGUUUCUUCAUGCUGCAUUGUUUGAUUGCCAAAGGAUUUGAUCCAACAGUGAAAAAUAUAAGAAACGGGUGGAAUGUGUUUCAUUAUGUGGCUUUUAAUGACGAUGAAGAUCGUACUGAAGAUAUAUUGGAGUUCUUAUUGAUCAAAGUCGAUAUGAAUUGGUUCCAUGAUUUGGACCGUCUGGUCGAAACAGAUAAGGAUGCGCCAAAUGCAGAUACAAAUCGAAACACACAAAGCGCCAAAAAGCUCAACAAAGAACAACAUUCUCUGUUAGCCUUAUUCGUUAUAUUGAACAUAGAAGGCUUUACUAAUCUGUUGUGCGAUCAGGAACAACAAGAAGCUUUUCGAUGCAUACGAGAAGUUGCUCAGGGCAAUGAGAAAAGUGAUAUCAUACUAACACUUCUUGGAUAUUCGCCAACAAACAUCGUAUGA
Anopheles marshallii is the source of this 852-nucleotide messenger RNA. RefSeq lists its product as uncharacterized. The coding region runs from base 1 to 852 and encodes 283 amino acids. Lineage: Eukaryota; Metazoa; Arthropoda; Insecta; Diptera; Culicidae. Gene Ontology annotation, molecular function: protein binding. The transcript is spliced from 2 exons. The record is from RefSeq and is a predicted model, not a curated record.